Messenger RNA from Suillus discolor, 612 nucleotides. RefSeq lists its product as uncharacterized. NCBI's taxonomy places the organism in Eukaryota, Fungi, Basidiomycota, Agaricomycetes, Boletales, Suillaceae. The coding region runs from base 186 to 500 and encodes 104 amino acids. The record is from RefSeq and is a predicted model, not a curated record. The transcript is spliced from 2 exons.
AACACACCUUGUCCUUACCGGUGAAGCCAUGUCCAUGGCACUGUGGGAACAAAGUACUGGUCAGCUGCUGAAGGCGCUGCCGGCGGAUAUGAGGGAGACAAUCGAGGGGCACGAGAAAGAGGGGACAACAGAUAGCUCGGGAUCUUCUAUGAAAAGGGCGUUUGUAAGAACCCUGGCCAAAGGUGAUGGAGAUGUCUUUUGCAGCCAUGAUGCAAUAUCCUAGCGUGUAUCAUAUGAUGAUUGGACCGUCAGAGUUCACCAUUAUAGGAACGCUGAAAUUAUGGGUGUGUCUGGAUCAGAUUCACACAAUUACAACUCCUAAUCUCCUCACCAACUCUGUCACGACGAAGGGCAUGACAUCCACGAUAAUCCUUUCUUCCACAGAAUCCAGCAUGUCACGGUCAAGUGGGCGCAGUUCUCCCAGCGCUAUAUGCCAUUCUCGGAGGACCAGACGAGAUACUUUCAAGUGGUUGCUGACUGACGUAGUCUUGAAUGAUUAACCCUUGAGGGACAUUCAAAGUUGGGGACGCUGAGGUCGUCCAUGCCUAUCUGACUAUGACCCCUUCGUACACAACGCAUCCUACCUAAAACGUAGUUUGCACAUUACCUGAU